Pseudopipra pipra is the source of this 3722-nucleotide messenger RNA. It is a transcript of the gene RAVER2, whose product is annotated as ribonucleoprotein, PTB binding 2. Gene Ontology annotation, molecular function: mRNA binding. The record is from RefSeq and is a predicted model, not a curated record. The transcript is spliced from 14 exons. Gene Ontology annotation, cellular component: nucleus. The coding region runs from base 147 to 2315 and encodes 722 amino acids. NCBI's taxonomy places the organism in Eukaryota, Metazoa, Chordata, Aves, Passeriformes, Pipridae.
GCGUCGCUCCCUCCUCAGGGGGCCCCGCGGCCCCGGCGGGGGUCGGGCCGGCCCUGCCGGGGUGGGCGGCGGGGGCUUCCUCAGGCUCCCCGGGCGGGGCAGGGCGAGGGCGGCUCCGGCCCCGCGCUCCCCCCGCUCGCUGCAAGAUGGCGGCGGGAGCCGAGCGCGGCGCGGGGUUGCCCGCGGAGCCGCCGCCGCUGUGCCCCGAGGAGGUGGCGAGGCGGCUGGAGAGCACCCGCCGCGAGCUCAGCAACCGCCGCAAGAUCCUGCUGAGGAACCUGCCGGCCGAGAGCAGCAGCCAGGAAAUCCACGACUUGUUUAAAGAUUAUGAAAUCAAGUAUUGUUAUGUAGACAGAAAUAAAAGAACAGCAUUCGUUACUCUGUUGAAUGGAGAGCAGGCUCAGAGCGCCAUUCGGAAAUUCCACCAGUAUUCCCUGCGUGGAAAAGAGAUAUCUGUGCAGCUCCAACCCACGGAUGCCUUGCUGUGCAUCACUAAUUUGCCCAUUUCAUUCACCUUGGAAGAGUUUGAAGAACUUGUGCGUGCCUAUGGCAACGUGGAGAGGUGUUUCUUGGUGUACAGUGAGGUCACUGGCCAUUCCAAGGGCUAUGGCUUUGUGGAAUACAUGAAGAAGGACUCUGCUGCAAAGGCCAGGCUGGAACUUCUGGGGAAGCAGUUAGAGGAGAGCACUCUGUUUGCACAGUGGAUGGAUGUGAACCAGCUGACCACAAACCUUAUUCACUCCAAGUGCCUUUGUGUAGAUAAAUUACAAAAAGACUGUGCUGACUCAAAAGAACUGAUUCAAGCUUUCUCCCUGAAGUACAAACCUGUGUUCUGCCAGUUUGCCCAGGAUGAGGACGGUGGCACCGGCGACUUCGCCGUGGUCGAGUACGAGAGCGCAGAGCAGGCGGAGAAGGUCCGGGAGCUCACGGAUGGAAUGACCCUCAAAGGGAGGAGAGUCCAGGUGUCCUACUGUGCCCCCGGAGCACCGGGAAGGAGCACCUUGGCAGCACUUAUAGCAGCACAGAGGAUGAUGAGGAACAAUAGGAAAGGCUUACUCCCAGAGCCAAAUCCAGUGCAGAUCAUGAAGAGUUUUAAUAAUCCAGCAAUGUUGCAGAUGCUGCUGCAGCCCCAAUUGCGUGGCCACGCUGUUAAACCUGUUCUUGGAGCAUCUGCAGCUUUACCUCACCUUAUAAAUUCGGCAGUUGGCCCCCCUUUUUUGCAGCUGAACAAAGUUCAUCAGAGCUCAGUUCUGGGGAGCACAUCCAACCUGCUGCUGCAGAGCCCUGCCCACCUGCCACUGCCCCAGCAGCAGCUCCUGAAGAUGGAAAACAUCCAGGCUAACAGUAAACCAGGUUUGCUGGGAGAACCUCCAACAAUGCUCCUCCAGACAGUGCUGGGAAUAGGGAUGAUGCCAGCAGUGAGCUCAGGAAUGGGAACCCGAGGAGAAGCUCUGAAGUCAUCUAAUCUGCCUCCAAUUCCAGCAGCAGCAGGGAUGGGCAUGCUGCCAUUCUUCCCGAAUCAGCACAUUGUUGGACAAGCCAUCCCAGGGCAAAAUAAUGCUCCAGACAAACCCUCUCCGGGCGAAGCCGUUGUGUCGGGAUCACAGCCUUAUCCUCAGACCUUGACAACCCUUCCUGCUGGAGCUGUGAGGGCUGGACACACCAAACAACAGAACCAGCUCAAAAGCACUGACACAAAUCUGGGGACUCCCUUGAAAAAACAGACUUCACUGCUUGGGGAACCACCAAAAGAAAUUCGUCUGAGCACCAACCCCUACUUGAAUUUGGCAAGUGUGUUGCCUGGGAUGUGCCUGCCAGCAGCAAUUGCCAGCAAAGCCUCCAAUCCACAGCAGCAGACUGGCCUUCCAAACAAUGUGGUGGAUGCUGCUGUGUCUCAGGGAACUGCAUCACAACAUGCAAUGGAGAACUAUUUCAGUUACUCUCAGCAGCCUGGGGAGUACACACAGGAGGCUGUUCAGCAGUGGUAUCAUUAUGCUCAGGCACAUCACUCUACCCAGGCCAGAGUGGAUGGGUUUGAAAAUGAAGCCUCUGAGGAAUCUACAGGUGGAUCUUACCCAGACUACAGUACCUGCUUGCAGGUUGUGCCUCCCCUUUUGAGUGGAGCCCAGGGAUCCCAGCAGGCAUCCCAGCUUCCUCCCCCAAAUCUGUUCCCUAAGGUGACUCCAGCCCGGAGUGAGAAGCGCAGCUCCUCGUACCUCAUUUCCUCCCCGGAGCCCGGCCCUGUGGAAUUCCCGGCUCCGGGAUCCACAGUGCGUUACACAGAGUCCUCCCUCAAAAAAAAACGUGUGUAUUGAGCCUGGAACCCUCCCUCCUGCCUGGAGGGGACAAGGCAGGCCUGGACCUCUGCUAUUUAUUGCUGCCUUAACUCCACACACGUCAUCCUGCUCCCUGGGUGGUUGUGGUGGCCCAGGAGGAGCCCCCUCUGUCACGGCACAUCCAAGGACACGGUACGUAUGUGAGGGAUGGCUGGUCCUUGGUGGUCUCACUUUCCCUUGGGACAAGAGGGGACAGUGUUGGCUUUGUCACCUGCCCCACAGAGCAGCUGAGGGCCAGAGCACAGUGACUUGGGAGCUGUGGCAGCUCCACCAGCUGAAAGCAAUAAAUCCCUGAGGAAGGAAAGCUGAUCCUUUCUCCAGCCCUCAGGCUGAGGAACUUAAAAGAGGAAGUCUUGAUAGUAAUUAUUUUGUAUUUUUUUAACUCAGAAUGUGUGGGUUUUUUCCAACCUGACUUUUUCCAGGAUUAAGAGUUCUGCAUUUACAGCCUUGGCAUUUUUAAUAUUUCCUCUCAGUCCUGGAAUGGAGCGAUACCAAAUGUACUCCCAGAGCCUCGGUGAUGUUCUCAAUAAAUGGCUGGUAAAAGGAAGAUGUAAUACUGUGCUGCCUUGGAAUUUUCAGUGGCAUUUGGAUAGGUGACAGUUGGACAGUGGAGUAACUUUUAUCUGCUUUUAGGCUGAGAAUCUGCAGCUUUUCCUGGGAGGCAGUGAUUUCCAGUGUGUGGAUGUACCCGUCUAACACAGGGGGUGUGGUGAAGCCCCUCCUCCUUCCACAGGUGUGUGGGACAGCUGAGCCAGGUGUGUCCCAGCUCUUCCAGGGCCACCCACAGCCAUUGUUUCCCAGAUUGAGUGUAUUUUCCUUUUUCCCUUCUUUUUUUUUAAGACUUCUUAUAUUUUUAGCUUAUUCAUUAAGAAUUGUUCUUUUCUGCUGUCAGUCUUUAUAGUUAAAGAUUAGCAAUCCGUACUUUUGCAGUCGGUGUUGAGAGGUAAAGGAGGAGCCAGCCCUCAUUCCAAGGAAUCCUUGGAAUCCCUUGCCUUGGAAUCAUGCAGCAAAUCCAUUUGGACUGAGUUCACCGAGGCCACAACCUUCCCUACUCUUCCUAGUUAAUACUGAAGCCAUUUUUCAAUAGUGAUUUUUUUUAAAUAAAAAAAAAAAGUUUUAAACUUUGCCUUCCAGGCUUUGGGAUGUGAUCAGGAUCCGUAUUUUCAAAGCUUAAAAACAAAAAAUUCCAGUCACAAUCCCUCCUCCCUCAGCUGCUGGGCUCUGGAACUGGCCCACCCUUUGUGCACAAACAGAGAACAGGAGCCUUUCUGGGAUUCUACCUGUAUGUAUUGAUAAAUUCACUUGUAAUAUUUUGUUCCAACUGUUUGUAUAUGCAACUUUCUCAACUUGUUACACUUUUCAAUGAAAAUAAAUUGUCGGUACAUA